AUGGGGAGACACAACCAGACGGUGACAUCACUCUCCAAUCCAGCCCACCAGUGUGCUUUCCAGGCGGCCGUGGCGAACAACAAUGUCGCCCUGCUGGCCUACAGCAUCUCGAAAAGCCUGGAGGACACAGACUUGCCUGAGGAGAUGAGGAGCUCGCUCUGCAAGGCAUUUGACAUCAUCCUCAACCAGUGCGCCUCCUCUGCGGUCUGCCUGUCUUGCAUUGCUGGCUGGAUGACAAUGAUUCAGAGGUCCACCUGGCUCCGAUACUCCCCCUCCUUGCUGGAGAAACUGCAGAAUAACCUACUGGAGGGCCACAUCACGACAGACGCGCUGUUCGGGGCCAAUUUCAAGACCAUGCUUGAAAAGUCGAAGAAGUCAGAGGAAGUGUCGGAGACUACUCAGCCCUUCCUUCUCACAAUGACCUCACCUCCAUCACAACCUCCCACCACCCUUCUAGACUCCCUGUCCAUCUCCUCCCUCCUGUCAGGGGACCUGGACGAUGAAGGAGGAGAGGAGGAGAAAGGACUGGGAGACCUGGAGGUGAACCCAUAUGACGGCCUGCCCUUCUCCUCCCGGUACUACGCCCUCCUGGAGGAGCGGCAGCAGCUUCCUGUGUGGAGCCUCCGGCAGAACCUGCUGGAACAUCUGGAGAGCCACAGCAUGGUUCUGAUCAGCGCACCCAGCGGGUCGGGCAAAAGUACCCAGGUUCCUCAGUGGUGCACAGAGUUCGCCCUGUCCUUUGAGUUCUCCCAUGGUCUGGUCUGCUGCUCUCAGCCGUACUCUGCAGCGGCGGUGAGUCUGGCUCUCCGAGUGGCCGAUGAGAUGGACCUGAGUCUGGGCCUGGAGGUGGGCUACAGGGUGUCUCAUGAUGACAGCUGCACACCUGACACCUUACUCAGGUUCGUCAGCGACUCCCUCCUGCUGCAGGAAAUGAUGUCAGGACCCCUGCUGCGUCAGUAUGGCGUGGUGAUCUUGGACGAGCUUCAGGAGCGCACUGUCUCCACCGACGUCCUACUGGGCCUGCUUUGCGACGUCUGCAGCCAGAGGCCCAACGACUUCCGGGUCGUGCUCCUUGCUCACCCUACGCUCGCCCCCUGCAUCGCUGCCUUCCUCGGACCCUCUGUCCCUCACCUCAGCUUAGACAGCCUCACCGAGCCCCCGGACCGGGUCGACGGAGCAGAGGGCAGGAAGUCCUCAAGUGUGGUGGAGAUCAUGUACCGGGAGCUGUCGGGGAAGGCACUGCUGGCUGCUUCCUGUCACAUGGUUCUGGAUGUGCACCGGAGAGGAGAGGAAGGAGACGUGAUGGUGUUCCUGUCUGGAGCUCAGGAGAUAGACGAGUGUUUGACUCUGCUGGAGAACGAGUCUGUGGCUCUGAAUCCUCAGCUUGGACCUCUCAGGCUCCUCCCACUCCACAACGGACUGGGCAGUCUGACCCAGAGAGUAUACGAGUCCGACCCACACACCUGGACGCCAAAGGAGACUGACGGUUCUGAGGGUCCGGGCAUUAAACGGAGGGUGAUCCUCACCGAUUCUCUGGCCGAGGGUUCGUUCUGCCUGAGAGGAGUUCGUUAUGUCAUCGACACCGGCCUUCAGCUCAAAGCUGUUUACAAUCCACAGAUCAGAGCGAACUCCCAGGUCCUGAGGAGGAUCAGUAAACACCAGGCUGACAUGAGGACCCAGAGGGUCAACAGUCACCUGCCAGGGUUGUGUCUCCGUCUGUACCCUCAGUCCCUGUACGAGGAUGGGAUGGAGGAGGCCCACUGUCCCGGAGUGACCGAGGAGAACCUCAGCCACCUGGUUCUGCUGCUGAAGAGACUUGAUAUUGCUGACAUGGGACAGUGCAAGUUUUUGGACAGACCAGCUCCUGAGGCUCUGAUGCAGGCCUUGGAGGACCUGGACUACCUCGCGGCAUUGGAUGAUGAUGGAAACCUGUCGGAGGUGGGAAUCAUAAUGUCGGAGCUGCCGCUUGAGCCGCCGCUAGCUAAAUCUCUGAUAGCUUCCUGCGAGUACGACUGCGUAGAUGAGCUGCUGACAAUAGCCGCCAUGCUAACAGCUCCUUCCUGCUUUAUGGCUGCUGAAUCCAACUCGGAGGAAGCUGCCAUUGCUGUGUGGCAAUCUCUGAUGCACACAGAGGGGGAUCACAUGACCCUCAUCAACAUUUAUAAUGCCUUCAUGGAGCAUAAUCAGGACGAGGCGUGGUGCACCGCCAAUUUCUUCAGUCACGCCGCCUUACGGCUGGCGGCCGUAAUCAGGGUGGAGCUUCUGGAGGUGAUGCAGAGGAUAGAACUUCCUGUUUCCCCCCCAGCCUUUGGAUGCCAGGACAACUGCACUAACAUCAAACGUGCGCUCAUUUCAGGCUUCUUCCUCAAAGUGGCUCAUGAUGUCGACGGCGCUGGCAACUACCUCCUCAUAACUCACCGUCAUGUGGCCCACCUCCACCCUUUCUCCGCCUACCUGUGUCUCCAGCCGAGGCUGAGCUCCCCCAGUUGGGUCCUUUACCAUGAGUUCACAGUCUCCAGCGAUAACUGCAUCUGUAUCGCCUCUGAGGUCCAUCCCCAGAUGCUGGUGGAGCUGGCGCCACAGUACUUCCUGGGAAACCUGCCAGCGAGCGACGGGAAGGAGCUGCUGAUGGAGCUCAGGCAGAGUCUGGUGCCUCCGCCAGGUGAGCUGGACUCAGACUCACAGGAACACAACAGGACUCAGAAAGACUCGGACAGGAUGGCGGAGACUCAGAACCAGUCCAACAUUGAACUCUGUGUCGUCCAAUGA
Messenger RNA from Nematolebias whitei (Rio pearlfish), 2769 nucleotides. It is a transcript of the gene dqx1, whose product is annotated as DEAQ box RNA-dependent ATPase 1. Gene Ontology annotation, molecular function: RNA binding. The record is from RefSeq and is a predicted model, not a curated record. Gene Ontology annotation, cellular component: intracellular anatomical structure; spliceosomal complex. The coding region runs from base 1 to 2769 and encodes 922 amino acids. The transcript is spliced from 13 exons. Lineage: Eukaryota; Metazoa; Chordata; Actinopteri; Cyprinodontiformes; Rivulidae.